AGGGCGGGGUUUUCUUUUCCAUUCGUUCUUGGCGCACUUCUUGAUUCUUUCUUCCGACGGGUUUUCUGCAUUUCCCUCCCGUAAUCACAUAGAAAAAAGAAGAGCCGCUCCAGGAGAGGGAGGAGAGGCGGGGGAGAGACGGAGAGUCCGGGAAGGAGAGCGCGAGGGAUCGAAGGCGUAAACGUAGCUGUAGAAGCGAGCGUGGGCUGGGAACUGACGCAGGGACAAGAGAGAUAGGGAGGGGCAGGGUGAGUGGGGAAGGAUGUCGCUUCUGAGGCCCCCUCCUUUGCCGGUUCGCCUUAUCGCUCAUCGUUUCAUGAGGCCUGCAUCCCUCUCGUUUCGGUCGUGCAUCAUUGCCUCCACCCUUAAUACCAGCACUAGAUUAAAAUAUGGAAGGGUUCCGAGUUUGUUUACGACAAGAAGUGUCCAUGCGAGUAGAGCUUUCAUGUCUUCAAGUAUAUCUACCGAAGCUUUUCAAGAGAUGCGGAACACGACAGCAUAUGGGUCAGAGCAAAUUCAGGUACUGGAGGGCUUGGAGCCGGUACGGAAACGACCAGGAAUGUAUAUUGGAAGCACUGGUCCUCGUGGGUUGCAUCACUUGGUUUAUGAAAUAUUGGAUAAUGCCAUUGAUGAAGCCCAGGCAGGUUUUGCAUCAAAGAUAGAUGUUCUUUUGCAUGCAGAUAAUUCUGUAAGCAUCACUGAUGAUGGGCGUGGGAUUCCUACUGAACUACAUCCUACUACAAGGAAGUCUUCCUUAGAGACUGUCUUGACGGUGUUACAUGCUGGAGGCAAAUUUGGUGGUUCAAGUAGUGGAUAUAGUGUUUCUGGGGUGCAUGGUGUUGGCUUAUCUGUUGUAAAUGCAUUGUCUGAGGCUUUAGAGGUUACGGUUUGGCGGGAUGGAAAACAAUAUCAACAGACUUAUUCACGGGGAAAGCCAAUAACAGCUCUUGAUACCGUCCAGCUUGCACCUGAAUCAAGUACUCGUCAAGGAACACAAAUAAGAUUUUGGCCAGAUAGAGAAGUGUUUACUACAGAGAUCCAGUUUGACUAUAACACCAUUGCUGGACGUAUUAGAGAACUUGCUUUCUUAAAUCCUGGGCUGGGAAUCACAUUGACAAAAGAGGACAUUGAUCCAACAAAGGGACAAUCUAAUGAGUACUGCUAUGCUGGUGGGUUGGUUGAGUAUGUGAAGUGGCUGAAUAAUGACAAAAAACCUAUUCAUGACAUUGUGUCUUUCACUAAAGAAGUGGAUGGAAUUACCAUUAGUGUAGCUCUUCAGUGGUGUGCAGACGCAUAUGCAGAUACCGUGUUGGGCUAUGCAAAUAGUAUCAGGACAAUUGAUGGUGGCACCCAUAUAGAUGGUCUCAAAGCCUCAUUGACAAGAACACUCAAUAACCUUGGGAAAAAGUCUAAGAUCAUUAAGGAAAAGGAUGUGACUCUAAGUGGUGAACAUGUACGAGAAGGAUUAGCUUGUGUCAUCGCUGUCAAAGUUCCGAGUCCAGAAUUUGAAGGCCAGACUAAGACAAGGUUAGGCAAUCCCGAAGUGCGAAAAGUGGUUGAUCAAGCCGUCCAUGACUACCUGACUGAGUACCUAGAGUUGCAUCCGGAUGUCCUGGACUUGAUUCUUUCAAAGUCCCUCAAUGCUUUGAAGGCGGCUUUGGCAGCUAAAAAGGCAAGAGAAUUAGUGAGGACAAAAAGUGUCCUGAAAUCAUCUUCUCUUCCUGGGAAGCUUGCAGAUUGCUCUGCUACAGAUCCUGAAGAAUGUGAGAUCUUUAUAGUUGAGGGUGAUUCUGCUGGAGGAAGUGCUAAGCAAGGUCGUGAUAGAAGAUUUCAGGCAGUUCUGCCAUUACGAGGUAAAAUUUUGAAUGUUGAGCGUAAAGAUGAUGCAGCAAUGUAUAAAAAUGAAGAAAUUCAGAAUCUCAUUCUUGCAUUGGGCCUCGGUGUGAAGGGAGAAGAAUUUAAGAUAGACACCCUUCGCUACCACAAGAUCAUUAUUCUGACUGAUGCUGAUGUUGAUGGAGCUCACAUCCGUACUCUUCUUCUGACUUUUUUCUUCAGAUACCAGAAAGCUCUUUUUGAAGAAGGUUGCAUCUACGUUGGAGUUCCACCACUUUACAAGGUGGAACGUCGCAAACAAGCUUACUACUGUUACAGUGAAGAGGAGUUAAGAAAGCUGCAAACUUCUUUGUCACCUGAUACCCCUCUUACUAUUCAGAGGUUCAAGGGUCUGGGGGAGAUGAUGCCAGCACAACUGUGGGAAACUACUCUUGAUCCGGAAAGAAGGAUGCUAAAGCAGUUGGUUGUUGAAGAUGCUGCAGAGGCAAAUCAUGUGUUUUCUGCACUUAUGGGUAAUAGGGUGGAUGCUCGGAAGGAGCUUAUCCAGGUCAAUGCAGGUUCAGUUGACCUAGGCAGCCUGGAUAUAUGAGGCUGCAUAUAUGAGACCAGUUUUAGAAAAAUGUGUACACUUACAACCUUACAAAAGAGUUGGGGUUCCUGAUACAGAGCUAUGUUGAUCUGAAGAGCAUGGGCCUUGGCCAUGGUGGAUUGGAGCUCCAGUUUGCUGAGUUUUUUGGUUUGUGGGCGGGGGCCGGGCUGGUAGGCUGCCCCUUCUUGAUUUGUGUGAUCUCAAAUGGUCUUCAUAGCUUAAUGACGUACUUGUUGAUUUAUUUUAAUUUAUGUUGGUCUGCGGCUUCAGUUGUUUAUCUCAAGGUGUUUCCAUACAUUCAAAGGGAAGCGGUUGAUCCUGUGAGUUUCAUGUUGCAGCUUAGCCGCCUUUGCACCAAAAGCGAAGGCUGUGCAAAAUAGAGGCAUAUUUGUUGUACUAAAUUAUACAAAUAGUGGAAAGUGCGCUUCUUGUGCCGGGAA
Nymphaea colorata (pocket water lily) is the source of this 2865-nucleotide messenger RNA. RefSeq names its product DNA gyrase subunit B, chloroplastic/mitochondrial-like. The record is from RefSeq and is a predicted model, not a curated record. Gene Ontology annotation, molecular function: DNA binding; ATP binding; DNA topoisomerase type II (double strand cut, ATP-hydrolyzing) activity. Gene Ontology annotation, cellular component: chromosome. Gene Ontology annotation, biological process: DNA topological change. NCBI's taxonomy places the organism in Eukaryota, Viridiplantae, Streptophyta, Magnoliopsida, Nymphaeales, Nymphaeaceae.